AUCGUGGCGGGCACCGUGCGGGUGAUCGCGGCCAUCGGGCGCACGCAGCGGCUGCAGACCCUCACCAACCUCUUCAUCACCUCCCUGGCCUGCGCCGACCUGGUGAUGGGGCUGCUGGUGGUGCCCUUGGGGGCCACGCUGGUGGUGCGGGGCACCUGGCUCUGGGGCUCCUUCCUCUGCGAGUGCUGGACCUCCCUGGACGUGCUGUGCGUGACGGCCAGCAUCGAGACCUUGUGCGUCAUCGCCAUCGACCGCUACCUGGCCAUCACCUCGCCUUUCCGCUACCAGAGCCUCAUGACCAAGGGUCGGGCCAAGGGCAUCAUCUGCACCGUCUGGGCCAUCUCUGCCCUGGUCUCCUUCCUGCCCAUCAUGAUGCACUGGUGGCGGGAUGAGGACCCCCAGGCGCUGGAGUGCUACCAGGACCCGGGCUGCUGCGACUUUGUCACCAACAGGGCUUACGCCAUCGCCUCGUCCAUCAUUUCCUUCUAUAUCCCCCUCCUCAUAAUGAUCUUUGUGUACAUCCGGGUGUACAGAGAAGCCAAGGAGCAGAUCAGGAAGAUUGAU
This is a messenger RNA of Struthio camelus australis, 564 nucleotides long. It is a transcript of the gene ADRB1, whose product is annotated as adrenoceptor beta 1. Gene Ontology annotation, molecular function: beta1-adrenergic receptor activity. The record is from RefSeq and is a predicted model, not a curated record. Gene Ontology annotation, cellular component: plasma membrane. Lineage: Eukaryota; Metazoa; Chordata; Aves; Struthioniformes; Struthionidae. Gene Ontology annotation, biological process: positive regulation of heart rate by epinephrine-norepinephrine; norepinephrine-epinephrine-mediated vasodilation involved in regulation of systemic arterial blood pressure; adenylate cyclase-activating adrenergic receptor signaling pathway.